This is a messenger RNA of Ostreococcus lucimarinus CCE9901, 279 nucleotides long. RefSeq lists its product with no specific name. The record is from RefSeq and is a predicted model, not a curated record. Lineage: Eukaryota; Viridiplantae; Chlorophyta; Mamiellophyceae; Mamiellales; Bathycoccaceae. Bases 1 to 279 code for a protein of 92 amino acids. The transcript has a single exon.
AUGAGCGACCAAACCGCAACCGCAACCGAUGCUGAAUCCUCGUACACCAUUUACGGUCACCCACCGCACCAUCAAGUCGAAGGCCACCACCCGCGACCCGAGAUCGAACACGCGAGGACGCAAGUUUGUUUCAAAUGUGGAUUCUUCUUCAACCCGCUACAAGGCGCCGGCAACGCGCCCGGGCAGAGGAUGUGUCCGACGUGCGCGGCGGGGUCGAACCCGCUGCACGCCACGAGCGCACCGCAGCAGCAGUCCUUGAUUUUGUGCCCAGGGUGGUGA